CUUUGCUCUCAGAGUCAGCUUUCAUUAAGCAAUUUCCUCUUUUCGCUUUGGUCAAGAGGAGUGGCAUAAAGGCAUGAGGUUGAGUAUCACUUGAGGAAAGUUAGUUUUGCCUUUCUUCUCGGAGCCUCUUGGGGAUAGAGACGAAGAAAGGUCAACUCUUCCUCCAAUUGGGAGAUCAGUUCCCUUUAACAGAAUCAUUUCAGUAUAGAUACAGAGAAAUCAUUGAAGGCCCAACUUUAACUGAAAACAAACUUCAUACAUCACUCCAAAAAUGAGUGAACAGGAGGUGUCUUACUCAAAUGUGAGAUUUCAAAAAUGUUCAGAUUUGCAGAACCAAGUGAGACCUGAGGAGACCCAAAGGGCCAGAGCAGCUGGCCACAGAGAGAGGUCAGUCCCCUGGCAGCUCAUUGUGGUAGCUCUUGUAAUCCUCUGUUCCCUUCGGCUGGUAGCUGUUGUAAUGUUCGUGACAAACAUUUUUCAGUAUACUCAUGAAAAACAUGAACUGCAUGAGACUCUAAGCCACAAGUAUAAUUGCACAUCCAUGCCGAAUGACAUUGACUUAAAGGAAGAAAUGCUAAGAAAUAUGUUUAUAAAUUGUAGUCGAGGCAAUGAUCUUCUGCUAUCACUAAAGAGAGAACAGACAAGAUGGUACCGUGAAACUAAGACUGUUAUACCUUCCUUUCAGCACACAGGCAAAAAUGUUGAAAUAUACUGGUUCUGCUAUGGUAUAAAAUGUUAUUAUUUCAUCCUGGACAAAAAAACCUGGAUCAGAUGUCAACAAGCCUGCCAGAAAUCCAGAUUAUCCCUUCUGAAGAUAGAUGAUGAGGAUGAGCUGAAGUUCCUUCAGCUCCAGGUUCUUUCAGACCAGUACUGGAUUGGAUUGUCAUACAAUAAAGCAAAAGAGGAAUGGUCAUGGAUUGAUAAUGGCCAAUCUGAAUUUUCCUUGAACCUAAAAAAAUACAAUGAAAAGUAUGGAGGAUGUAUGUUCUUAUCUCAAACAAGACUAGAAAAUGCUAUGUGCAUGAACCGUUACCCAUGUAUUUGUCAGAAGAGACUUGAGAAAUUCCCUGAUUGACUCUCCAGCAAGAGUUAAAGGUGCCGGGAACCCAGGAAGAUUUGAUUCUGUCCCGUUCGUUUUUUUCCAUGAAGAUAUCAACCAUUCUAUUUUAUAUGCUUUAGAUAAUCAUCCUACUCUGUAAAGAUUUCUGCUUCAGAGGUAAUGUUUCUGCUGGCUUUAAUCACCUGAUGUCACUUUCUUAGGGUUAAUCACUGAGUUCCCUCUGAGAGGCAGCAGAAAGUAUCUAAGCCAUGGUAAAGUAGUAGCUUUCUCAGGAAUCUUUCAGUGCCUGGGAACAUGGGACAUCUCACUCAAUUCUGUUUCAAUGUGCCCCUGCCAGUGAGGAUAGCUAGGGUACAAAUUUGCAGAAAAACAAAUAACUCUCUAAUUGCCGUCCACACUCUCAAGCAAGUUCUUGCAGAACUGGCCAGGGAACAGACAUGCUUACAAGAUGUAUUCACUUCUACUGUAUCUAAUAACUCUCUCUGUUGUUUAUGGCCACCUUGGAUUCAUUUAUCCUUUUUUUUCUGUGCCUACAGUAAAUAUAAAUAUUCUCUUUCUCCCUGGAUUAAAUCCAAGGUUAAAGAAAGGUGAUCAUAUGUUAAUGAUUUAUCCCUUUGCCAUUUUCUUUUUUCUUUUUUUUUUUUUUUCUUUUUUUCGGAGCUGGGGACCGAACCCAGGGCCUUGUGCUUGUUAGGCAAGCGCUCUACCACUGAGCUAAAUCCCCAACCCCUCCUUUGCCAUUUUUUUUCCCAAAAAGCUUGGGAAAUGGCUUUCUCUUUCUGAUAUUUCUGACAUAGAUUUUUUUCCUAGGAUAUUCUAGUUCACAUUCACUGUAUUUUACCAACAAGUCUUGAACUCCUGACCUCCAUGCAAUGGUUUUCUUAGAAUUUAAAUGAUCAUUUCACACAGUUCCUCUAUUCUUCUUUCCCUGCCAGGUUCUGCUGAUACUAUCAAGUGUCAGCUCUACUGAAGCUUUAGCCUGUAGGGAUCUGCUUCCUGACUGUACAUCAAGUGGUCUUUUAAUUAUUACUUAAUAUUUGAUUAGGACCUUGUUCUAUAUCUAACCAGGGUUAAUAUCCUACUAAUUCAGCCACCCAAAUUAUGAGGUUAUUGACCUGCCUCACCUUUCAUAGUCUCAUAACAGUGUUAUGUAUUUUGGUCUACAUUAAAGUAUGUUUUCCUAAGAAUAUUGUUGUGCCACUUAAUACAACGUCUAAGUUAUUUCUCACCUACUUUGUGGGGUAUGAAGUGUGAAAUCAGGUUGUCAUUUUGUGUGAGUCAUGUUACUGGCCCAAGAAGCUUUUUAUGACUUCAGAGAAAUUUAACAGUUUUAUUUAUGCACUUCUGAUUAAGUUCAUAUUGUGUACACUUUGGUUAAUAAACCUUGUUUUCAAAAACCUUGGCCUAAAUCAAUAUGCUUUAAACUUAAACAACUGCCCAUUUUAUAUUUUUGUUUUCUAAUGAUUUAUCUGUAAUGAAAUCAUUAUCUAAGAGAGAGACUAUGUAUCUUUCAGUGUCACAGAUACAGAUAAUGAUGACUGUGGUAAAGCCACUCCAUAUCUGUUCAAAGACAGUACAUCUAUUUCCAGAUUUGGUGUGAGAAGGGAAGGAAAGAUAAAAGUGGAAUAUUUUGCUAUAUUUGUUGAUUUCCUGUAAUGAUUUGUGACUACUUAGUGACCAAAUGAUUUAACCUCAGGUCUCAGGCUACCAUGUAAAUAGGGUGAUGGACUAGAAAGGGAAGAAAUGUUCUUUUGAAAUUUGACUUAAAAUGGUAAAGGCCAUUUUUCUUCCUCUUUUACAAAGCAGCUUUGAAGUACAUUGGUUGAAUGCACAUAUCUGCAUCUGACUCUUUCAGCAGCUCCUUGGGUUUUUUAGAGGGCAACCAUUAUAGUUUUCCUUUUGUGAAUGCCCCAGAGCCUUGGUAAUGGUGUCAGGUCUUGGGGCCUCUCCUUGAGCCUGAUGCCACUUGAGGCCUGUUGCUGGAUCUUCUUUCCAUCAAGCUCUGCUUCAUUUCGAUCCCUUCAUCUUAUAUACAGGAACAGAUCUUUGAAUGUGGGAUAGCAGCCCCAUCCCUCACUUGAUGCCCUUUCUCUCUGUGGUAGUUUGGCGCAAAUAGUUCUGUCCCCCACUGUAGGGCAUUUUAUCAAGGGUACCCCCUUUGAGUCCUGAGAGCUCUCACCUCCCAGAUCUCUGGUAUAUUCUACAGGAUUUUCCCAACCUCCCUCCCUGAGGUUUCCAGUUUUCAUUCUUUCUGCUGGCCUUCGGGGCUUCAGUCCUUUUCCCCCACCCAAUACCAGAUCAUGUUCCCCUCUUCCCUUACCCCAUGACGUAUACAUCUCCUGUCCCUCACUCUCUCCCCCUCUUAUUGUUGUUUUCUUCUCCCUCCUAAGUGGGACGAGUUGUCCUCAUUUGGGCCCUUCACCUUGUUAAUAUUUUUGAGUUCUGUAAACUGUAUCUUGGGUAUUAUUUUUGGCUAAUAUCCAGUUAUUAGUGAGAACAUACCAUGCAUGUUAUUUGGGUCUGAGUUACCUCCCUCAGGAUAUUUUCUAGUUCCAUCCAUUUGUCUACAAG
Molecule: messenger RNA, 3631 nt
Organism: Rattus norvegicus (Norway rat)
Lineage: Eukaryota; Metazoa; Chordata; Mammalia; Rodentia; Muridae
Gene: Ly49si2
Product: immunoreceptor Ly49si2
Cellular component (GO): membrane; plasma membrane
Molecular function (GO): carbohydrate binding
Source: RefSeq, a predicted model, not a curated record